AAGUUUAACAAAAGCCUUUUCAUUAUUUUUUUUUUUGGUCUGUUCUUGGACAAUUGUUAGUUGAAAAAUGCCAAACAACAAAAGACACACGUUAAAGACCAUCAAAAACCGGGACUCGAUGCAUCCAUCGUCCCGAAAGGCAUUUCAGCUUACUAGAGUAGUCAUGCGCAAUGACCGUCUGGAGCAGAGAGCAAGAUCAAAGGAUUCCAUUGGAAAUCCCAAAAUUGAUCGCUGGUUAUGGUUCAAGUUUGCACUUGACGACUCCUUGCCUUGUGCGAAUAGCGAAGAACUUCACAGCUUGAUUGACAUGUAUCUGAGCAGAAAUGAUGAAGAAUUGGAAAAGCUCCAGUCGCUCCGAAAAGAUUCAAAGCGACCCAAGAGCAGUAGACAGGAUAUGUUGGAGGCUCUGGUCAAAAGAGAACAUGAUGAGUAUAGCAAAGGUUUCGAACUCCCAGACCUCCAAAAUCCCAAAAAUGUGAAGAUACUUAGAGCCUGGGAUGGCGACAAGAACAGCAUGGCGCGAAUAAAGACGAAAACAGUCCAGAAUCCGUCGGCAAUACCUCUUGCGCCUACUGCAGCCUCUACAACAAACAAAGACGUUAUGGACAUCACUAAAUAGAUUUAGAAACACCAAUUGUAUAUUAGUCUACCACUGCAAUCAAUAACUAUCAUUUUCUCUAGCGGAAAUAACGCUAUUCACUGGAAUUAGUCAUUUUAAAAGGUUUUUUGGGUAUGUUUGAAUAAGUGCAGACAGAGAAAUCCUAACAAUAUCGUGCGUUUAUACGAAGUACAGA
Messenger RNA from Umbelopsis ramanniana AG, 794 nucleotides. RefSeq lists its product as uncharacterized. NCBI's taxonomy places the organism in Eukaryota, Fungi, Mucoromycota, Umbelopsidomycetes, Umbelopsidales, Umbelopsidaceae. The coding region runs from base 68 to 619 and encodes 183 amino acids. The record is from RefSeq and is a predicted model, not a curated record. The transcript is spliced from 5 exons. Gene Ontology annotation, cellular component: nucleus.